GUGGCCUUGUUCUCUGCCUUUCUCUUCUCGUAGCGGAGGCCCCCCUGCCCUGGUCUUGUCACCCUCCGGCCCGCAGUCUCCUUGAGACCGAGCACCAUGCCUUCAAUUAAGUUGCAGAGUUCUGAUGGAGAGAUAUUUGAAGUUGAUGUUGAAAUUGCCAAACAGUCUGUGACUAUCAAGACCAUGUUGGAAGAUUUGGGAAUGGAUGACGAAGGAGAUGAUGACCCAGUUCCUCUACCAAAUGUUAAUGCAGCAAUAUUAAAAAAGGUCAUUCAAUGGUGCACCCACCACAAGGAUGACCCCCCUCCUCCUGAGGAUGAUGAGAACAAAGAAAAGCGAACAGAUGAUAUCCCUGUUUGGGACCAAGAAUUCCUGAAAGUUGACCAAGGAACACUUUUUGAACUUAUUCUGGCUGCGAACUACUUAGACAUUAAAGGUUUGCUUGAUGUUACAUGCAAGACUGUUGCCAAUAUGAUCAAGGGGAAAACUCCUGAGGAGAUUCGCAAGACCUUCAAUAUCAAAAAUGAUUUUACUGAAGAAGAGGAAGCCCAGGUACGCAAAGAGAACCAGUGGUGUGAAGAGAAGUGAAAUGUUAUGCCUGACACUGUAACACUGUAAGGAUUGUUCCAAAUACUAGUUGCACUGCUCUGUUUAUAAUUGUUAAUAUUAGACAAACCGUAGACAAACGCAGCAGCAAAUCAGUUGUUUUAGCAGAAUAUUGUCCUCCUUGCACGUGUAGUUUGAGUACAGAUUCCAAACUUAUGGCUGAGUUUCUUCCAGUAUGAUCAAAAGUUUUUGUUUCUUCACUCUGAAUAAAACUCAACUGUGGGUUCGCUAUAGAAGGUGGCAUUUUGGGAUUUCCCUCUCUGUAAAAUGUUUUCCACCUAGUUUAUUGUCAUUUAAUGUUAGUUUAAUAACCUUUUAAAAGUUGGCAUUGUAAAUAAAACAAGUUGCAAAAAGUUUUCUGAA
Molecule: messenger RNA, 969 nt
Organism: Neofelis nebulosa (Clouded leopard)
Lineage: Eukaryota; Metazoa; Chordata; Mammalia; Carnivora; Felidae
Product: S-phase kinase-associated protein 1
Exons: 1
Coding region: 97-588 (163 amino acids)
Biological process (GO): SCF-dependent proteasomal ubiquitin-dependent protein catabolic process
Cellular component (GO): nucleus; cytoplasm
Molecular function (GO): cullin family protein binding
Source: RefSeq, a predicted model, not a curated record